Messenger RNA from Sclerotinia borealis F-4128, 249 nucleotides. Lineage: Eukaryota; Fungi; Ascomycota; Leotiomycetes; Helotiales; Sclerotiniaceae. The record is from the annotation of a GenBank genome assembly.
AUGGACGACGCCUACCAAGUACCCACCUCUGUCCCUGCGACAAACCCUACACAAGCCCCCAACCCAUAUGGCGCAUCGGGAGUCUUGGGCGAUGGACCUGCGAUUAAAUAUUUGUGCGGCGAUUGCAAUGCGAGUGUUAUGUUGAAGAGAGGUGAUCCGAUUAGAUGCAAGGAAUGCGGUCAUCGAGUCUUGUACAAGGAGAGGACUUCGAGGUAUGUGGAUUGCUAUGUAGACGGUGGUGUGGGUUAG